CUGCUGCUGGUCGAAGUGCGACAUGAAGCUGAAGAACCUUUCCAUAAGGUUCGGGUCCACGCUUGAGGAGGGUAGAACAAGCUCUUGCGUCCAGCGACCUCUAGGGGAUUUCUUCAGUGGACCAUUGAUAAUCUGUUUCCGGUUGACAUCUCAAUAGCAAUAGCUUUAGUUCCACCGCUUCGUUUUUUGUCUCUCCUCUUGAGCAUCCAUUCCGUCGGUUUCACCAAGUCCAGCCUCGGAGAGCAGCCGAGAUUUUCCUUGUUUCAUCAGCUCUCGCCAUCUUCAUUUUUUUUUUACGCUUCAAUUUCCAUUGCAAUUCUCAUUUUGGAGUUACGAGAUGGAGAAUCGCACGUACAUUGAUAGGCUUCCUGACGAGCUUCUCAUCCGCAUUCUAUGGCAUUCCUCGAACCCGCCAUCGUCUUACAAAUCUGACAGUGACGCUUUAUGGUCCUCACUGGAUCUGCAGCCGAACUACUUCUACGCGAAUUCUUCAGCCGAGAAAGACGGCAGCCAGGAAGACAAGGCCGUGCUACCGAUCCCUCCCGCCUUAGCAGAUGCAGCGUAUAACCUCCUCAUCGCAUCCAUCUGCCGACGCUGGCGUCUACUCGCUCGACGCUACGUCUCCUCGCUUCUCGUUGAAAAGGAUCGCGUCGUUUCGCUCCAAGAUCUCUCCAACUCCGUGUCUUGCUUUCCGAGCCUCACCCAUCUCCAUCUGGAAAACGACAGCGUGGAGGCGCUUGACGACGCGUUCCUCGCUCACCUCGCAUCUGCGUGUCCGAAGCUGACGGUUCUUCAUGUGGGUUACAGGAUCACGCCGUUUAGCUACGACGCCAGAAAGCAUCUCCAUCCGAUUACCGAAUCUGGUCUGGACCAUUUCUUCAGGCAGUGCUCUCAGCUGCAGCGGCUAUCCCUUUAUUGCCUCCACAGGGACACUCAGCUUCCGGCGUCCUUCUUCCUACUGACAGAUCUGCACACGGUUGUACUAACCGACGCGUCAGCACUAGAAUCUCCUGAUCUGGUGAACCUUUCUUCUCUCGCCACCCUGCACAUUGCCUCCUCGAAGCUAACCCGAGAGCAGUUGUCAAGCCUCGUUCGCCUCUCAAGCCUUACAAGCCUCUCAGUCUCCUCCAGAACAACUGUUCACGGCUCUGCUGCUUUCGCCUUCUCGCAACUCGCUUCUCUAAAGUCGCUGGAAUUUGGGGGAUUCGGUCCCAGUUUCAACAUAUUGUUUCCUUCAGCGGCGCCUUACAAAAGCCUGGAAAAUCUGCUGAUUUCUUACUGCGACCAGCUGGAGCGGUUUCCUGAUGACUUUGGAGAGCUGCUGCCAUCUCUCCGAAACCUGACCAUCCGCGAGUGCAACAAUAUAACCCAUCUGCCCGGAAGCUUGGCUUCUCUCAGCUUUUUGGAAAGCCUGAAAAUCUCCACGUGCUUCUUGUUCGAAGACCUGCCCGGAAACCUGGGGCAGCUGCCUGCCCUGAAAACCUUGAUUCUGGAUGAUCUGCAUCUGUCGAACCUCCCUGACUCCCUCUGCAAGCUACCCUCUCUAAAGACACUUUUCUUGAUUCAUUGCUGCCAGAUUCAGCAGCUGCCAGAAGCCUUUUCCAACCUGACAUCUCUCGAAACACUCUGCUUCAUGCACUCUACGCAACUGGUGGUUCCGGAAGACAUUGGAGAGCUUACUAAUCUCCACACGCUUGCUUUGAAUGAGAGCCUCGUGCAGCCGCUUCCUUGUUCCUUCACCCGGUUGACAUCCCUGACCAGACUUGAGCUGGAUGACUGCUGGAUUGAAGUCCUUCCUGCGGAUAUUGUGAAGCUGACCAGCCUGCAAGAGCUGUACAUCCAUGACUGUCCAAUCAGGGAGCUUCCGGAGUUAGUCACUGCUCUCACCAGCCUUGAAAUUCUGUCGGUUGGUUCCUGCAGUCAGCUCUCUUCAGUGCCUAGCAGGCUGGAUGCGCUCGGGAGGCUCAAACGGUUGGAAGUGACCAAGUGCGGAGUGCUCAGUAACCUUCCUGAAUGCUUGCCACCUUCUCUUGAGACUCUCAACUUCGGAACCUCCAGCCAAGUCACUGCUGUGCCAGACUUCUCUGUCCUGCCGAAGCUGAGGAAGCUGCGGUUGAAUCUGGACGGUAUCGAGCAAGGGCUGCGAUUUUUCAACAGUUUAUCUCAUCUGACGGAACUGGAGCUGGGAUUAGCUGAGGGUGCUGAGGAGCUACCAUUACCCUUGUCUUCCUUCCCUCAUCUACGUAUCCUGGCAAUUUCAAGGGCUGGGAAGAUGAAGAACCUUCCGGAAAACCUUGGUUCGGAUCUGCAGCAGCUGCAGCAGUUGAGGAUCCGUGGUGCUGCAGAAUUGAAGGAUCUUCCAGCAAGCAUCACACAGCUUCGACACCUAACAUCCUUGGAGAUCCAGCAUGCUCCAGAGCUUUCUUUUCUUCCGGAUGGCCUUGGAGCCUUAUCCCGGCUCCGGGAGUUACGCCUGUGCUACUGCUCAUCUCUGGAGCAUCUACCUGAUUCCUUCUCCCAGCUCGCCUGCCUGAACAAGCUGGUAGUCAUCAAUUGCUCCAUCCGCUGUCUGCCUUCCCACUUCGCCCAGUUGACCCGGUUGAGGAGACUCAGAUUGGAUGGUUGUAAGCAGCUGCAGGGGCUUCCAGAGGGGAUUACUGAGCUUAAGAAGCUGCACUCGUUGAGUGUUAAGGAUUGUGAGGAGUUGACAGAUACUCUAGACUUGGAUGGAUUCUAUGGAGUUUGGAUAUCCGCUGGGUCGCAAAGCCUCUAGUGGUUGGACUGGCAUUCAUGUCUUUUAAAACGUAACUUACUUAAGAUACCUAGUUGGGUGUGAAACAGAGGGGAGUUGGGGGAACUGCUGCUAGAGGAGCAGAGCGAGUGGGGGGUGGAGGUUUGUAGCAGAUAAAGGUGCUUUGGUGGAGGACAGAGAAGCCUUGGAGCCUUGGAACCAAGGAUGCAGUCCCAACCCAAGGCGCGAGAGAUUUCAAGGUGUGGUGGAUACUCCGAGCCUCACAAUCGCCUCGUGCGGUCUUUUUUCCAGCAUGCCCACAAACUUCGGGCUGCUGCCUCGCCUCAAAUCACUGGUGCUGCAGAAGCUGCCUCUCUUGGACCUCCCUGACUCACUCUGCCAGCUCACCUCCCUGGAGAGUUUCCUCCUGAUUGACUGCCAAGAAAUCGACCAGCUUCCAAUGGAUUUUUGCCAGCUCACAUCUCUCGAGACGCUCUGCCUUGUGAAGCUGUCCGAGGCUCACCAAUCUCGAAACUUUUCUUCUGAACGGGGUGUAUACGGAACCACACCUGCCAGCGCCAUUCACCCGGUUGACUUCGUUGACCCGGCUUGAACUAGACGAUUGCACAAUUGAAGAGCUUCCAGAGGACAUUGGGAGCCUGCAUAAGCUGCAGCAACUGCACGUGUACUCCUGCCAUAUCACCGAGCGUCCGGAGUCCCUCACACGGCUGACCCACCUUGAAAUGCUGACCGUUACGAAUUGUGAGGAGCUGUCUCGGGUACCCAGGUGGCUGAACGGCCUCAGCAGACUGAAGCGGCUGGAGCUGACAGAGUGUAAUGCGCUGAGUGAUGCCCCCGAAAAGCUGCCGCUUUUUCUCGAGGUCCUGAAGCUGGGGAGUUACAGCCAGGUUACAAUGUUACCACCAGACGUUUCUAGGUUACCCAACCUCACGGAUUUGAGAUUGAACAUGGUUAGUGCGGAGUGUGGAAUGGCAGUGAGCAAGAGCUUGCCCCGGCUGAUGCACCUAGAGCUGCUGCUGUCACAUGAUGCUGAGAAGCUUCCGUUUCCCUUAACCCAUCUGUCCCAGCUGCGCUCCUUGAUGAUCUACGGCAGCGGCAACAUGACAAUGUUCCCCAGAGACUUAGCGUCGGGCUUGCACCAGCUGCGAAAGCUGGAGAUUUUCCAUGUAGAGGGGCUGCUGGAGCUUCCACCGAGUAUCACCUCGCUCCAGCAUCUAACCUGCUUGGAGAUCUGGGCUCCCAAGGCGACCGCCCUCCCAGGCCGCAUCGGUGCGUUAAUCGCGGCUGCGGAAGCUGGAGGUACGCAACUGUGAAGCCCUGGGACGAAUUCCAGAUUCUCUCACCCAGCUGGCUUGCCUCACAACAAGUUCGCCUUUGAAGAUGUUGCGAUCCACGCACUUCCUCCUGGCUUCGCACGGCUGACCCGGCUGAGGAAGCUGAACCUGCGAGCCUGCCAGAAGCUGGAGGGUCUCCGAGAGGAUUUGAGUGAGCUGCGGAUGCUGCGGUGCGGUACUUGGAUGUUGGGGGGUGUGGCGAUGCGGUUGAUAGUGGCGACAAUUGGGGUGGUGUGAUGCCCCGUGGUGUAUGGGCUGUUGAUGGGGGAUAGGAGAGCUUGAUUGAUGCGCCUAUAGGCGUACUUGGGAACUGUUGCUGUGUUUGCUGUUUAUAAGCUAUCUGUUCAUACGGAUGUAUCAUGUACUGUACAGCCAGGCUGGGCUUCAAUACGUCAG
Molecule: messenger RNA, 4482 nt
Organism: Closterium sp. NIES-67
Lineage: Eukaryota; Viridiplantae; Streptophyta; Zygnematophyceae; Desmidiales; Closteriaceae
Source: the annotation of a GenBank genome assembly